GAAACACCGACACCAGCGCCACGCUUGCCGCUUUGUAAACUUGUUUCUUCGAGGCUCGCCAUCAUAGCUGACUGGUUGUUCAUUGCGUGGUGAGGACAUAAUUCUUCACCAUGGUGAACGGACGUAUCCCGUCAGUCCACAGCAAGACCUAUGUCACCCCCAGAAGGCCUUUCGAGAAGGCCCGACUCGACCAGGAGUUAAAAAUCAUCGGCCAGUAUGGUCUCCGCAACAAGCGUGAGGUCUGGAGGAUCAAGUACGCCCUUGCAAAAAUCCGCAAGGCUGCUCGUGAGCUGCUCACCCUGGAAGAGAAGGACCCCAAGAGGUUGUUUGAAGGUAACGCUCUCCUGCGUCGCCUUGUCCGCAUCGGAGUGUUGGACGAAACCCGCAUGAAGCUCGAUCACGUGUUGGGUCUUAAAAUUGAAGAUUUCUUGGAACGCCGCUUGCAAACUCAGGUGUUCAAGCUUGGACUUGCGAAGUCCAUCCAUCACGCCCGAGUGUUGAUCCGCCAGAGGCACAUCCGUGUGCGCAAGCAGGUGGUGAACAUUCCCAGCUUCACUGUUCGCCUGGACAGCCAAAAGCACAUUGACUUCUCCCUGAAGUCGCCCUUCGGCGGUGGCCGCCCUGGCCGCGUCAAGAGGAAGAACAUGCGCAAGGCUGCCAGCGGUGGUGGUGGUGGAGAUGAAGAGGAGGACUAAAUGUAAAAGUAUCUGCCUUUCUAAUAAAAAGGUCGAAAUUGGAAACAA
Messenger RNA from Cloeon dipterum, 743 nucleotides. It is a transcript of the gene RpS9, whose product is annotated as ribosomal protein S9. Gene Ontology annotation, biological process: translation; ribosomal small subunit biogenesis. NCBI's taxonomy places the organism in Eukaryota, Metazoa, Arthropoda, Insecta, Ephemeroptera, Baetidae. The record is from RefSeq and is a predicted model, not a curated record. Gene Ontology annotation, cellular component: cytosolic small ribosomal subunit. Gene Ontology annotation, molecular function: structural constituent of ribosome; rRNA binding. The coding region runs from base 111 to 695 and encodes 194 amino acids. The transcript is spliced from 4 exons.